Oncorhynchus nerka (sockeye salmon) is the source of this 864-nucleotide messenger RNA. RefSeq names its product selenoprotein I (gene selenoi). Gene Ontology annotation, biological process: phosphatidylethanolamine biosynthetic process. The record is from RefSeq and is a predicted model, not a curated record. Gene Ontology annotation, cellular component: Golgi apparatus; endoplasmic reticulum membrane. The transcript has 7 exons. The coding region runs from base 1 to 864 and encodes 287 amino acids. NCBI's taxonomy places the organism in Eukaryota, Metazoa, Chordata, Actinopteri, Salmoniformes, Salmonidae. Gene Ontology annotation, molecular function: ethanolaminephosphotransferase activity.
AUGAGAGAACCCCCAUACGGUGUGGAUGGUAAGCAGGCGAGGCGUACUAACUCCUCCACACCACUGGGGGAGCUGUUUGACCAUGGCCUGGACAGCUGGGCCUGUGUGUUCUUCGUGGCCACCGUCUACUCCAUAUUUGGGCGUGGCCCGAGCGGUGUGGGCGUGGCCACGUUGUACUACAUCCUGUGGGUGGUCCUUUUCUCAUUCAUCCUGUCUCACUGGGAGAAAUACAACACAGGAAUCCUCUUCCUGCCCUGGGGCUAUGACAUCAGCCAAGUGACCAUCUCUAUAGUGUACAUCUUCACAGCGAUGGUUGGCGUGGAGACGUGGUAUGAACCAAUCUGGUGGAACUUCCACUACCGAGACCUCUUCACUUUCAUGAUCCUCGGUUGUUCGUUCACUGUGACCCUUCCCAUGAGCCUCUACAACGUCUUCAAGGCGUCUCGUAAUAACACUCUGAAACACAGCAGUAUGUACGAGGCCUUCCUCCCCUUCCUCUCUCCUGUCCUCCUCUGCCUCCUCUCCUCUGUCUGGGUGAUUUUCUCUCCAUCCGGCAUCCUCCAGCAGCAGCCCAGAGUCUUCUACCUCAUGGUGGGGACAGCCUUCGCUAAUGUCACAUGUAAGCUGAUCGUGUGCCAGAUGAGUAACACCCGUUGCCAACCCCUGAGCUGGCUGUUGGUUCCCAUGGCGACGGUGGUGUUGUUGGCGGUUACAGGGCUGGUUGCUAACGAGACGCUGUUGAUCUACGUGUGGACGGCCAUCGUCAUACUCACACACAUACACUACGGAGUGUCAGUGGUGAACCAGCUCAGCGAUCACUUCAACAUCUUUGCCUUCUCUCUGAUGAAGCCCAGCACUGACUGA